Molecule: messenger RNA, 1305 nt
Organism: Trichobilharzia regenti
Lineage: Eukaryota; Metazoa; Platyhelminthes; Trematoda; Strigeidida; Schistosomatidae
Source: the annotation of a GenBank genome assembly
AUUUGUUGAAUAUGCGCGUAACAACUGAGUGUUGCGUUACAUUUUGUCGAUAUGGUUGGCUACUCACAGGUGUAAAAAUGGCCUAUAAAACGUUAGUUAGUUUACCGUAAACGAUGUUUUAGGUAACAUAAUAUGCAAAAGCAUGCGGGAGCAGAAUAUUACCAUGGAAUGAAUAAGUAUGAUCUGAGAUGCAGCUGUCAGCAUGUUUUCGUUAUUUCAUUGAUGUCCAGGUUUAUUGGCGCUGUGUAUGCAGUGAUUUGGAUUUGGACAUACUCCGCAGAGUGCCUCCGUGAUCAUAGGAAGUAUAAAUAUGCUUUAAAUGCAUUACUUUGUUGGCUCCUACCUCCACUGAGUGUUUACAACAGCAGCUGUGGAUUUAUGUAUUUCCUUGCCUCUGUACAGUGGAUAAAAUAUCGCCGCAUUCUUUUUGGAAAGGAGACCAGUUGGUGGAUUAUAAAUGAUGUCCAAGUAACACAUAUUUCCAUGUGGUAUUGCAGUAAGUUUCGGCCUUGUUUUCUCAUAUUUUAUUCGUAUGUUGGUUAUGGUUCUCCCUAUGUAUCAGGUAGACAGUUCGAUUGACUCUUAAUUGAAUGGGUGUUAUUGUCAUGACUGCUGCUUUUUGUCUGGAAUUAUAAAUAGGGGCAAAACAAACAACAGUUGUAGUCUGUAAGUUCAUACAUUAAAUGGGCCUAUGAUUUCUGAAACUCUUACAUACGAAUUAGCACUGGUGUCACUUGCAAACUCACUUAGCUUGUCAUUAAGUGCCUUUUCAAAGGAGGCCAAUGUGCUUGCUGGUCGCAUUUCCUCAGGUAGUUUGUUCCAUAUUUGGGCAUACCUAGUCAAGAAAACCUUUUGCCUGGUGGCUGUUUUUACGUGGUUCUAUCGCCACUGUACCUUUAGUGUGUCUAAGGUUAUAUCCAGUGUCUUCUGAGAACUGAGUAUAAUUGGCAGGGGCAUACACCAUGUGGUUAAGAAUCUUAUAGAAGAAUACCACAUUUAGUCUCAGUCGGUUUAACCAUAAUGUUUCUAGUCCUAGGAUUUCACAUUUGGUAGAGUAGUUUGUGCCGUUAUCGGUUCCGAGUACCUCUGUACUCCUUCUACAUUCAGUCUGUCUUCUAUGAGUGUACUGCUAAAUAUGAAUGAGCAGUAAUCUAGGAGUAGGCGCACACAAACCUUGUACAGUAGUAUUCUCGAUUCGUUUCUGUAUAAGUUCCUGAGUAGGAAACCAAUAAGCCUGCGUGAUUUCGAUACUUGUUUCGAGAUAUGCUCUGAAAAUGAUAGAUUGUGUGAAUAUUUCAGUCGUAG